Nanorana parkeri is the source of this 2321-nucleotide messenger RNA. RefSeq names its product frizzled class receptor 4 (gene FZD4). The coding region runs from base 42 to 1619 and encodes 525 amino acids. Gene Ontology annotation, cellular component: plasma membrane. Lineage: Eukaryota; Metazoa; Chordata; Amphibia; Anura; Dicroglossidae. Gene Ontology annotation, biological process: retina vasculature morphogenesis in camera-type eye; non-canonical Wnt signaling pathway; canonical Wnt signaling pathway. The record is from RefSeq and is a predicted model, not a curated record. The transcript has 2 exons. Gene Ontology annotation, molecular function: Wnt-protein binding; Wnt receptor activity.
CCCAGUUGUUGCAUGCUGUCCAGGAUCAGGGGGUCUGGAAAAUGGGUUCUAUGCUGUGGUCUCUGCUCUUCUACUUGCCUGCGCUGUGCUGCCUGGCAGUGGAAGUGUACAGCUUUGGGGAUGAAGAGGAAAGGCGCUGUGACCCAAUCAGGAUCUCCAUGUGCCAGAAUCUGGGCUAUAAUGUAACCAAGAUGCCCAACCUGGUGGGACACGAGCUGCAAACUGAUGCAGAGCUUCAGCUCACCACCUUCACCCCACUCAUACAGUAUGGAUGCUCCAGCCAGCUACAGUUUUUCCUCUGUUCUGUGUAUGUUCCAAUGUGUACGGAGAAGAUCAACAUCCCCAUCGGCCCCUGUGGUGGCAUGUGCCUUUCCGUCAAGAAAAGGUGUGAGCCUGUCCUCAAGGAAUUUGGAUUUGCUUGGCCAGAAAGCUUGAACUGUAGCAAAUUUCCACCCCAGAACGACCACAAUCACAUGUGCAUGGAGGGCCCUGGUGAUGAGGAGGUACCAAUGCACAGCAAGACUUCUGUGCAGCCGGGGGAAGAGUGCAUUGCCAUGGGUCCAAACUCCGAACAGUACACCUGGGUUUCGAGGAGCAUGAGCUGCGUCUUGAAGUGCGGCUAUGACGCUGGUCUCUACAGCCGCUUGUCCAAGGAAUUCACUGACAUCUGGAUGACCGUGUGGGCCAGCUUGUGCUUUUUAUCCACUGCAUUCACAGUGCUCACUUUUUUAAUUGACUCGUCUCGUUUUUCCUAUCCUGAGAGACCUAUCAUCUUCCUGAGCAUGUGUUAUAAUAUUUAUAGCAUUGCCUAUAUUGUGAGAUUGAUUGUGGGUCGAGACAGAAUAUCCUGUGAAUUUGGGGAGGCUUCAGCACCCGUUCUCAUCCAGGAAGGGCUAAAGAACACAGGAUGUGCUAUCAUUUUCUUGCUCAUGUACUUCUUUGGAAUGGCUAGCUCCAUCUGGUGGGUGAUUUUGACACUGACCUGGUUCCUUGCAGCAGGUCUUAAGUGGGGACAUGAAGCAAUAGAAAUGCACAGCUCCUACUUCCACAUCGCUGCUUGGGCGAUUCCAGCCGUUAAGACAAUUGUCAUUUUGAUUAUGAGACUCGUUGAUGCGGACGAGCUGACCGGUCUGUGCUAUGUUGGCAACCAAAACAUCGAUGCCCUCACUGGUUUCGUAGUGGCCCCACUUUUCACUUACUUGGUGAUCGGUACUCUGUUCAUAGCAGCCGGUCUCGUGGCUUUAUUUAAAAUCAGAUCCAAUCUUCAAAAAGAUGGGACAAAGACGGACAAGUUAGAACGGUUAAUGGUGAAAAUUGGUGUCUUCUCCGUUUUGUACACUGUCCCGGCCACCUGUGUGAUUGCCUGCUACUUUUAUGAGAUCUCCAAUUGGACUGUUUUCCGAUACACGGCUGAUGACUCUAACAUUGCUGUGGAGAUGCUCAAGAUAUUCAUGUCCCUUUUGGUGGGCAUCACAUCGGGUAUGUGGAUCUGGUCUGCCAAGACGCUGCAUACGUGGCAGAAGUGUUCAAACAGAUUAGUGAACUCGGGGAAAGUGAAAAGGAAGAAAAGAGCUGAUGCCUGGGUAAAACCGGGCAAAGGGAAUGAAACUGUGGUAUAGCCAAUGGUCGCAAGCAGUCUUGUUUUUGAAAGUGAACACUGCCAUGAGUCAAGCUAACCUGCUGUUACUGCAGUCUGAAGCCUCAAACACCAUUGGUUGCCAUAAUAGACCUUUUCAAGAUGUUUGCUCUGCAGUUAAAUGGUGUGCUGGAAACAUACAUUUGGCUUCCUUUGUGUCUUGCUCUAAGAUGUAAGGGUGGAUCUAGAUGUAAAAGUGGAGGCCCUCAGGAAAAGCAGAGUGCGACUUGACCACCCAAGACAGCUCUGUGCGACUUGUUACCACUGGGCCUUUUUAAGGUCCUGUCUUUCAUAUUUCAGUGCUGCAUGAAAGCAAGUUUUCUUUCUAGGUUACAUUUGUGGUAAAGUCUUAUAACUUGUACAGGAUUGGAAGGCUACUUCCAAGACAACAGGCUAAGGGACAUGUCUACAAAGCAGUGCUAAAGUUCAGGGCACAUGUCCUAAUGUUUUGCAUCCUAGCAUCACUAAGUAAGCAUGGCCCAAAGUGUAUUUUGACAUAUUUAAAGAUACAGCUCUAUCAUACUAGUUAGAUAAAAGACAAAGAGAGCCAUUGAACACUGGAAACUAAUCAGAGUUUAUCUCUGUGGUGCCUUAUUAACUGAUAAAUGUUUUCAUUUCUUGUGUGUUAUGUUCUAACCAAGUCCCAGUUGUUGGAGUAUUACAAACCUUCGAUUAGGCAGGUGUG